Molecule: messenger RNA, 321 nt
Organism: Teleopsis dalmanni
Lineage: Eukaryota; Metazoa; Arthropoda; Insecta; Diptera; Diopsidae
Product: trypsin-like
Exons: 1
Coding region: 1-321 (106 amino acids)
Biological process (GO): proteolysis
Molecular function (GO): serine-type endopeptidase activity
Source: RefSeq, a predicted model, not a curated record
AUGCAUCCAGGGUAUAAUUCUAAAAUUAUAGUAAAUGACGUUGUAGUUGUAAGAUUAAAAAAAACUGUCAAAGAAUUAUCUACUGACCGUUAUAUCGAACUAGCUGAGAAAACACCAAAGAUCGGAACAAAAGCUGUUGUAACAAGUUGGGGUGUUGAAUAUUAUUUGAGUUGUAUAAUUACAUCUAAAAUUUUGCCAAAAAUUGAAGUUGAUAUUGUUGAUAAAAAGGAUUAUAGUAUAAAGUAUAAGUACGGGUCUGAAAUUAAAGACACUAUGGUGUGUGCAUAUGAGGUUACAAAGGAUGUCUGCCAAGGGGAUUAG